This is a messenger RNA of Austrofundulus limnaeus, 1825 nucleotides long. RefSeq names its product NIPA like domain containing 4 (gene nipal4). Gene Ontology annotation, biological process: magnesium ion transport. Gene Ontology annotation, molecular function: magnesium ion transmembrane transporter activity. NCBI's taxonomy places the organism in Eukaryota, Metazoa, Chordata, Actinopteri, Cyprinodontiformes, Rivulidae. Gene Ontology annotation, cellular component: membrane. The record is from RefSeq and is a predicted model, not a curated record.
CGGUGAAGACUUCCUACAACAUGUGGCUGGGCCUGACACUGGCGCUGCUUUCGGCCUUUCUGAUUGGUGGAAGUGUCAUUCUGAAGAAGAAAGCUCUGCUGCGAUUGGCCAGCAACGGCCACACCAGAGCAGGUGACGGAGGAUACGGCUACCUGAGGGACUGGCUGUGGUGGGGCGGCCUGCUGACCAUGGGGGCGGGGGAGGUGUGUAACUUUGCUGCCUACAUGUUCGCCCCGGCCACGUUGGUGACUCCGCUGGGCGCUCUGAGUGUCCUCCUCAGRGCAGUUCUGUCCUCCUACCUGUUGGGGGAGGUGUUGAACGUUGUCGGGAAGCUCGGCUGUUUCCUGUGCAUCCUGGGCAGCGUUUUGUUGGUGAUUCACGCUCCACAGGAACAGGAAGUGAAGUCACUGCAGGAGAUGUCCAACAAGCUGCUGGAGCCCGGUUUCCUGGCCUACGUUGUGGCAGUGCUGGUCCUGUGUGCGGUGCUCGUCUUGUAUUUCUGCCCUCGGUCUGGUCYGUCCAACAUCCUGAUCUACAUCAGCAUCUGUUCGCUGCUGGGAGCCUUCACCGUGUCAUCGGUGAAGGGCCUCGCCAUCGCCAUCAACACCGUGGUUUAUGAUAUUUCAGUGCUCGCUCAUCCUCUCACCUGGAUCCUGCUCCUGACGUUGAUCGUUUCCAUAGUAACACAGGUAAACUACCUGAACAAGUCUCUGGACACCUUCAACACGCUGCUGGUCUACCCCAUCUACUACGUCCUCUUCACCUCGGUGGUCCUGUCCACCUCCAUCAUCCUCUUCCAUGAGUGGAGCAACAUGGCUGCCGUGGAUGUGGUCACCACACUAGGCUCCUUCCUGGUCAUCGUGGUGGGCGUGGCCAUGCUGCACCUGUUCAGGGAGCUGCAGAUCACCAUGAAGCAGCUGACCAAUCAGCUUUCUCAGCCAGUGGAGAGGGAGGGGCUUACAGAGGAAGUCUCAGCCAGUGGAGGGGGAAGAGGCGGGGGGAAUAAAAAAGAAGAUAAAUACGGACUGAUUGACAACGUAGUGAUAGAGAGUCUGCCUCCUAUGAGAGACGAGGGGCCGAGGGUCUUCAUCAUCAGCUGAAGAGGAGGAGGAGGAGACGUUUCUGACUGUUACUGUCGUUUUCAGCACUUUUUAAACUUUCAGAAGUUUAGUUUAAGAACAUUUCACUUCACCUGUCUCCAUCAGGUUGAAACGUUUAGCUCAGAUCUGAGCUCAUUUCAGCAAACAGCUGAAAUAUUUUCACACAAAAAGUACAAAAUAUGAAUAACAUUUAAAACCAUAAAAUAUAAACAAUCAGAAAAAAUGAUCAAAAUGAAAUUUGUGCAAAGAUGUCAAAGAAGUAAAAACUGUAUAUAAAAUAUAUAUAAUAGUUUUGACAGACAAGUUUGAUCAAAAGUUUUUAUUUUCAUUUCAGCUGUUCUGAUCUAAACUCAGAUCUUUGAUGUUUUAAGUAUUUAUUUAGUGUUUUUAUAUAUUAACUGUGAUUUAAAACAUCUUGCUCUUGAAUGUUUUAUGAUUUAUGGAGAAAUAAUCCUCAAAAUGUUUUUGUCAGCAGAAGUUAAAAUGUGAUUUGCUGCUUUUCUUUUUGUGGUGCCAGAAAACCAGAGCAGAGUGAGACCUCCUUCCCACUCUUUGAUUGUUUUUAUUUUGAAACGUGUUCCUCUGAGCUGAAGACCGGAGCUGAUGAAGCAAACGGUUCUGACAGAUGUUGGGACUGAAGAUGUUUCUGCUGAAGACGAGUCGGUUCAUGAAGCUCAGAGGAACAAAGCUUCACAUCUUUAUUAAAAUCAUUGAAAAAACUGAAA